UGCCCCUGCCCUCCAGCCUUCUGUCCCGGCCAGGCUCUCCCUGCAGAGAUGGCCAGGCCCCUGUGCCCUUGGGAGUCCUCUUGACGGUCCUUCUCACGUGGGCCCUCAGCACCCCACCCUGGUGGGCACCGUCCCCUCUGACAGGGGCCCACUGAGGCACAGAGGGGCGUGGGGCCUGCCCACAGCGAAGUCCUUCACCGUGCGCUGGAUGUUCGCCUCCCUGUCGUCCUCUGUGCGGCUGGCUCGGGAGCGGGACUCGGCACACCCUGCGUUCAGGGCAGGCAGGAUGAAGAUGAGACGCUACAAGCUCUUUCUCAUGUUCUGUAUGGCCGGCCUGUGCCUCAUCUCCUUCCUGCACUUCUUCAAGACCCUGUCCUAUGUCACCUUCCCCCGGGAACUGGCCUCCCUCAGCCCUAACCUCGUGUCCAGCUUCUUCUGGAACAAUGCCCCCGUCACGCCCCAGACCAGCCCAGAGCCGGGGAGCCCCGACCUGCUGCGUACCCCGCUGUAUUCCCAUUCGCCCCUGCUCCAGCCACUGUCACCAAGCAGGGCCACCGAGGAGCUCCACCGGAUGGACUUUGUGCUGCCUGAGGACACCACUGAGUAUUUCGUGCGCACCAAAGCUGGGGGUGUCUGCUUCAAACCAGGUACCAAGAUGCUGGAGAAGCCCCCAUCGGGGCGGCCAGAGGAGAAGGCGGAGGCGGGGAAUGGCUCAUCUGCCCGGGGCCCAGUCCGGCACCUGCUGAGCGCCCAGGAGCGCGUGGGGAGUCGCGGCGGGCGGCGCAAGUGGGUGGAGUGCGUGUGCCUCCCGGGCUGGCACGGGCCCAGCUGCGGUGUGCCCACCGUGGUGCAGUACUCCAACCUGCCCACCAAGGAGCGCCUGGUGCCCAGGGAGGUGCCGCGGCGCGUCAUCAACGCCAUCAACAUCAACCACGAGUUCGACCUGCUGGACGUGCGCUUCCACGAGCUGGGCGACGUGGUGGACGCCUUUGUGGUGUGCGAGUCCAACUUCACGGCCUACGGGGAGCCGCGGCCGCUGAAGUUCCGGGAGAUGCUGACCAACGGCACGUUCGAGUACAUCCGGCACAAGGUGCUCUACGUCUUCCUGGACCACUUCCCGCCGGGCGGGCGGCAAGACGGCUGGAUCGCCGAUGACUACCUGCGCACGUUCCUGACGCAGGACGGCGUGGCGCGCCUGCGCAACCUGCGGCCCGAUGACGUCUUCAUCAUCGACGACGCCGACGAGAUCCCGGCGCGCGACGGCGUGCUCUUCCUCAAGCUCUACGACGGCUGGACCGAGCCGUUCGCCUUCCACAUGCGCAAGUCGCUCUACGGCUUCUUCUGGAAGCAGCCGGGCACCCUGGAGGUGGUGUCGGGCUGCACGGUGGACAUGCUGCAGUCGGUGUACGGGCUGGACGGCAUCCGCCUGCGCCGCCGCCAGUACUACACCAUGCCCACCUUCCGGCAGUACGAGAACCGCACGGGCCACAUCCUGGUGCAGUGGUCGCUGGGCAGCCCCCUGCACUUCGCGGGCUGGCACUGCUCCUGGUGCUUCACGCCCGAGGGCAUCUACUUCAAGCUCGUGUCGGCCCAGAACGGUGACUUCCCGCGCUGGGGAGACUACGAGGACAAGCGGGACCUCAACUACAUUCGGAGCUUGAUCCGCACGGGGGGCUGGUUUGACGGCACGCGUCAGGAGUACCCGCCGGCCGACCCCAGCGAACACAUGUAUGCCCCCAAGUACCUGCUCCAGAACUACAACCAGUUCCGCUACCUGCUGGACAACCCCUACAAGAAGCCCAAGAGCACGGCGGAAGGGGCGCCGCGGAACAGGGGUUCCGAUGGACAGCCGCCCGCCAGGGCCAAAUCGGAAGCGAUGGAAGGCUAAGGUUGUGCGAUCUUACAGGGCCAGUGGCAGGACAGCGGGUGGCGACUUCCGUCAUCUCCCUGACCCCAGAGGGGUUCUUGAGAGGACCAGGAGUGGAUGGGUGGGGGAAUCUUCCCUGUUCAAGCCCUUGUGACUCAGGGGUCAGGCCUGUGAGCUCAAAAAGCAUCAUUCCUUGACAGGAGAGGGAGCCCAACCCUUCUGCCCUCCAAGAGGGCUGUGGCCAGGUGGUGUCGGUGGAGAGUGCAUGAACGUUUCUGGGUGCCGGGGGAGGGUGGGGGAGGGCGCGGAGGAACUCCGUGCUCAGUGGAAGCUGAGGCCCCCUGGGGAGAAGCCCGCCAUUUGGCUUCUUGGUGUUUUGGACCUGCAGUUGGAAGGUACGUGCCAGGAGGUCCCCAGGCUCUGUAAAUAAUUGUUUGGGCCCAAGAGGAAGAGGGGACACCAAGAAAGGAGAGGAUAAACAAAGAGCACCCAGCUGGGAGUAGCACAGUGUCCUCAGAAGUGCUGGGCCAGAAGGAGCCCAGACCACCACCUGCCCGCCCCACAGGGGCACCACUGUGCCAGCUGUGUCCCCCAGCCCCUCCCAAGCCGACAUAGGGGUGGGGCCUGGGGAGUCUGGGCCUGGCUUUGAUGUUCCUUUUUACUUUCUACAUUGCUGUCUUGUGGGCUACUUGCUAGUCCCUGCAAGGCCAGGAGUUCAGUUCUCAGGGUGGCACAGGGCAUCAGCCAGCCUAGUAGGUGAGCCCCCGGGGCCCCCCAUCACCCCUUCCCACUGGAGUCCACAGCCCUGGCUCUCCACCAUCUGAGGUGGAGUUGCCCCUGUGCCCCUCUUUGGUGCUGGCUGGGGGCCAGGAAGGGGCCAUGAGGGACAUUAUGGCCAGUUGUAUGUUAUCUCAUUCCUCAUAGCAUGCCUCGUGAGGGCAGGAGAUGGACUCACGGAAGUAGAUUCUAAGCUGCUGUAAUUAAGAGACCCCGAAAUACAGUGAGUGGUUUAAGUGAGACAGAAGCUCGUUUUGGAUUUAACCCUCUGGAGGGAAGUGGUCUGGAUUGAGGAGGGCGGCUCUGCUCUCCUCACACACACCUUCCAGUUAUUGUUAGGGCACCUGCCCCAGUUCCCACCGGCACACGUGCACCCAGGCCUGGGGCCGGCAGAGAAAGGCAAGGGAAGCGCAGAGCCUUUCCUGUUAGUGGCGUGAGCCAGAGAUGGCAAAGUCACUUCUGACAGCAUCUUGCUGGUCACAGGUAGCUGCAAGGGAAGCUGAGCUGCCGUGAGCUCAGCGUCAACUUAGUUCUUUUACAUUACAGGAAGGCGGGUAUAGGGGCAAGGGGAGAGAGCGUAGAAACGACUGUUGCAGUCAUAAGAUCAUCCUGCCUUGUGUGGAGCUCCUGGAACAAUCUGCCCCCUCCCUGCCAGCCCGGGGCUGGGGUGCACUGAGAGCCUGCAGUUAUGGGAAGGGUGGGCCACUCAGUCCCUGAGGCCCCAGUAGAUGCUCACCUGAUAACACCAGGACGCAGAGGCUGCCUGUGGAAUGGUAUGUGUGUGUGUAUUUAUGGGCAUGGGUGCAUGCUUGUGUGUACUUACGUAUGUGUCUGUGUCGCUGUGUCCCUAUACAUAAUACUUGUGUGUGGAUGGCCCCCCUUCCUCAGAAUCCAGAGCCUGUGACCCCACCUUCUGCAGCUCCCCAAAAUGACUGAGGCAGAAAGCCCUUGGGGAGUCCGGAAAGCAAGGCUGAAGGGGUUGCAGGGGCUGCCCGUUUGUCUGUCUGUCAGUCUAAGGGAUGAGAACCCUUCUGAGCUGAAGGCUGCAUAGCUGCCCGCCCACCAUCUCCCAGCCCCUUGGGCCCUGCCCAUACCCUUCGGCCCUGUGCCCUCUGGCCCCCAGCAGGGACUUUCUCUGGGUGUUCCUGCAUGGGCUGGAGGAGGAAGGUGUCCCUUUCACCACAGCUCUGUCUGGAGAAGUUCCUGGUGUGGGUGGGGUGUGGCAACUGGCUGAGAAACAGUCUCUGGGGUAGGAAUGAAGAAGGCUGAGGGGGCUCUGUUGCCCCCACUCCCCCUCCUGUCUAGAAGGACCUCGAGGGAACCCCUCUCUUGGAGUUAUAGCAGCCCCCCUCUCUGAUUCCUCUUGGGGCUGACAAGUGGCUCAAGAGGUCAGCCACCAUCCCUGCUCACCACUGGACAGGCAGCCUCGGGGUUCCAGAGUCGUGCCUGAGCCCCAGCCCAGACACACCUCCCUGCCUGCGGGCUUUCUCACCCCACGCCCUCUCCUGCUAUUGCGGGGCGCCCCCUCCAGGCCGGUCUGCAGUUCAGCAGCUUGGGCGGGGGAAGAAGGGAGGAGCUCAGCCCCGCCUUUCCUUUCAGACCCAGGAGGGCAUGUUCAUGUCCACUGUCGAGUGAGGCCUAGCCAUUGGGUGGAGAUGACAGCUGUCAGAGGGGUGGGGGGCCAAGGCACGGGGUUGAAGAGUUUCACAUGUAAUCACAUCACAUGCUGGGAAUUUGGGGGGCAGAGGAGCCCUGGGCCACUCACCCAACGCGAAGGGAAACCAAAUUGUGAACGCGAGUGCUGGUGUUCCACUGGCCCUGACAACACACCCAGAAUUCUUAUCCCUGGGGCACAUGCCCUGGACCUGUAGGCUCAAGGAGGCCCAGCCCACCCUCAGGCCAUGCCGGGUCCCAGGGUCAGGUGUGGGAGAGCUUUGGGGGGCAAAGGUGACAGUUGGGGUCGGGAGACAGGACUUACCCACAAUGACAGCAGGGCCCUGGGAAAUGUAUAAUUUAAGGACACCAUUAUUUUUUUUGGAAGGGGAAAUUGAUAUGUACAUUCUGAAAUCAUUUUCUCUGUAAAUGGUUGGAUUUCAUUUCACCCUUAAAGGGAUGCUUAAGGUAAUAUUAAUAAUAAA
Messenger RNA from Artibeus jamaicensis (Jamaican fruit-eating bat), 4782 nucleotides. It is a transcript of the gene MGAT3, whose product is annotated as beta-1,4-mannosyl-glycoprotein 4-beta-N-acetylglucosaminyltransferase. NCBI's taxonomy places the organism in Eukaryota, Metazoa, Chordata, Mammalia, Chiroptera, Phyllostomidae. The transcript is spliced from 2 exons. Gene Ontology annotation, biological process: N-acetylglucosamine metabolic process; protein N-linked glycosylation. The record is from RefSeq and is a predicted model, not a curated record. Gene Ontology annotation, cellular component: membrane. Gene Ontology annotation, molecular function: beta-1,4-mannosylglycoprotein 4-beta-N-acetylglucosaminyltransferase activity. Bases 209 to 1888 code for a protein of 559 amino acids.